Molecule: messenger RNA, 827 nt
Organism: Cladocopium goreaui
Lineage: Eukaryota; Dinophyceae; Suessiales; Symbiodiniaceae
Source: the annotation of a GenBank genome assembly
AUGGCGCACAAAUCUUGGGAAUUUCCUCCUGGCUUGACAAGCAAUUUUCUAAGCAACGCCAUGACGUUCUGCGAAGAGCUGCAGAUUAUGCCCGAUGAGAUAUCCGAAAAUCCCACAAGGUUACUAAAGAGCGGCACAGCCCGGCAGUUUGAGGAUCUGGCGACGGAAUUGAACAUGAGAGAAAUCACGCGCACACGUCUCCUCCGCCGCGCCGAGCCGCUGGACGCGGACUUCCUGGCCGCCACGCAACGCUUCCCCGACGAGGCGAUUGGGUCGCUGCUGCUCUGGCUGCAGGCGGCCACGAAUCAGUCGCCUGGGGAGGACUUUCUUCGGCACUUUAGUAAAUUGCCUCCCUUCGUCACCCGCUGCCUCACUCUGCCGUGCACCAAGACGCAGCGCGCCGCGCUGCGGUGCGUCCUGAACCUGGCGCGCUGCCCAGCGUUGCGCGCCCAGCUCGGUCUGGCGCUGCCUCGGCUGCUGGAACUGCUAGAAGUGGAGGAGCUGCGAGGUGCGGCGGCUGGGGCCUUGUGCAACGUGGCAUGUGAAGCAACGGUACGUCCAAAAGCCCGAGUGGCCGUGCCAGUGUUGCUCUCAGCGUUGCCAAGCGCGGGGAAUGAGGCAGAGGAUAUGAUUGCAGCCCUUGGUGUUCUGGCAAAAGAUGCGGAUGCCGCGACGAUGGACACUAUGGUGGAGCCACUGCUGGCGUCUCUGCCGGACUUGACCAUGCAAUCGCAGCAAUUUGGGCUGACGUUGGAGGUGCUGAGCGAUUUGGUGCGUGCCAGCGGACCCGGCAGCAGCGUGUCCUUGCAAGUGGCACAGGAUGCCAG